GACAACAGUGAGGCUGAUACGGACAGUGGGUCCGUACUGCGAAACGAUCUAUUGCCUAAAGAGACCUUUCUCUCCGGCGAGUCGUCCCAACAUGGACUCUGUGAUCGAUCCAUCAUUGCGAUCUGCCCAAGACCUGGCAGCCGCAGCGGUGGCCGCAGCUGCUGAUGCCUCAAUGGCGGAAGGACAAGAUGACGAGCAAAUGAUUGAUACCUCAUUUGUCCCCUCUCCUACAGACGAUCAGCCCGCGACAGAGAGCAAACCUCGGCGCGGUCGAGGUAUCGUACCUGGAUCGUCGGCAGAUUUCAGAAGGAAAGAAGCGAAUCGUUUGGCAGCUGUGAGAUCGAGAUACAGAGCUCAAGAUAAGAGACAAACGCUUCAGAAGGCUGAAGGAGAGCUCAAAGCGGAGAAUGAAAAGCUCAAAGCGGAUAUAGCAAGGCUCGAAGCGGAGGUCGGCAUAGAUUCCACCCUUGUCGAGUUAGAAGGCGCCAGCCAUUCGACCAAGGUUGGAGCAGGACAGUCGAUGGAGGAUGCAGAAUUGAAAGCUCCCAAGGUGAAAAAGGGAGGCAUAGGAGUUGGAAGAGGCGUUUCAGAAACUGCAGGAGGGCAGGCCUCGCCGACGGCUCAAGUGAUUGGAAACGGAGCAGGUGGCGAUAUGGACGUGGAUGGAGUCGAGCCUUCUAGUGGAGACGCCGCUCAAGAUUCACACUCUCGGACCAUCUUGGCCGCGUUGAUGAGUGAUGCGGUGGGUGAUACAGACGCGUUCGUCCCUGGUGAAGGAGGGGAUGAGGACGAGUGGAUGCAAGGUGUAGAAGACAUGUUCAAAGAAGCGGAAUCGAACGGGAGGUUGGGAGAAUUGGCAGCCGUAGCCGCAGUCCGAGGAGACGAUGGAGACGAGAAGGAGGGCGAAGGUCAAGGAGGCGAAUCGUCUGAAGCUCAGGCGCACGGCGGAGAUGCUCAAAGUCGACGGACCGAAUUCGACACGCUGGUCUAUCAUCCAGUGGCAGCUGCAGAAGCCACUUCCUCAGCCAUGGCUAUCGCUCUCAACGUUGAGGUCGAGCGAUUAUUACGAGAGGACCUGGUCGCAACUAAGCUUGCCAUUGGGCGGGUCGAGAAGCAAAUCGCUCAGAUUCAAGAAUCAUCGGCUACCCUGGAUAAGGAAUUCCACAGCACAGACGACGAGGUCCUCAGUAUUCCCCGAGCCAUGUUCUCCAACGACAAGGAUACACUCACGCGAUAUGCUGGCGAGCAACAAGAUCACAUGCAGAAAUUACGCGAUGGACUGCACGGUCGUCGAUCCAAUGUCAUGCAGGCUAAGCAGGCAAAAUUGAAUGUCGAAUCGGUACUCGCUGCUAAGGUCAUUGAGCUUCAGACCCUAACCAAGUCGUCUGAAGUGGAUGACAAGGAAGGGAUCAUCAAUGCUCUCAAGGCGCUCACAGGAUACAUUGGGAGUCUUGUCGGAACGAUCGAGGAUCCCGCAUUCAGUACCUCCUUUUCCUCGCCCGCUUUCGCUCUUCGAACACGUGGACGACCAGCCAAGAGUACGCCUGGUCUGUCGGCUCGGACACGAUCAGGUGCUGUCCGAAACGCUGCAUCGGCGGGAGAAGGAGCCGGAUCUGCACCUGGAACGCCCACACCCGGAGCUAUCCGCCGCGCGAAGCGGAAGUCUAAAUUGUCCGAGCAAGUCUUACCUACCCAGGACGACCAGCAACAGGAAGCCUCUCAAGUCCAUCUCGACGAGACACACCAUACGACGGCGGAUGCUGCGGAGACUGAGCGCUUGUUGGAUCACCUCCGCGACUCCAGCAGUUUUGCGGCGUUGUUACCUGACGAAGGGGAAGUCACUAGUCACAUCGAUCCCGAGCUGCAGAAGCUGGCGGUAGAAGCGACGUCACAGCAGCAGCAGCACAGGGGUGGUGUUGACUCGGCUGGAGCCAACUCUGGCGCUGGACCCGGAGAAAUCGACGCCAGCGUCUUGUCAAGACUGAAAAAGGGGCCCCCGGGGAGCUGCGAUAUCUGUGGAAGGACAGAGACGAGCGUAUGGCGGAAGCUUAGCUUGGGCGAUCAAGAGUAUAAAGUGUGCAAUGCAUGCGGGCUAUAUCACGUCAAGUUUGGAGUCAUUCGCCCCGCAGAACUUUGGGGAGACGGCAAAUCCAUUAAGAAACGCCGUACAGCUCCUAGAGGAUCUAAUGUAUCCGCCAGCAUGGUCGAUGACGCCGACGGAAGAGAUGGUGAUAGUUUGGGUCCCUCGGCGAAACGUGCUAAAGUGGAUCCGAAUGGAAAUGGGACACUUCUAGCUGCAGAAGAACCCGUCGACGGGGAUGUAGCAGCCGCUGUGCAGGGCGUUGCAGGAGGAGUCGGUGGUGUGGGUAGUGGUAGUGGGGGUGGUGAAGAUGAUUUUGGUGAUAUAUUCAGUCAUGCCGCCGCGGCUGCGGCAGCAGCUGCUGCCGCUGCUGCUGCUGCUGUGGCUGACGGAGGCGUGGAUCAUCUGCAGCAGCAGGUAGAUGCUGCUUGAACGGGGCGAUUCUGAAAUAUAUUACAUAAUAAUAUGUGUAAACCCUGCCCCCCGAUGUUUCAUCAUUCUUUAAAUUUCCA
Molecule: messenger RNA, 2592 nt
Organism: Kockovaella imperatae
Lineage: Eukaryota; Fungi; Basidiomycota; Tremellomycetes; Tremellales; Cuniculitremaceae
Exons: 4
Coding region: 92-2512 (806 amino acids)
Biological process (GO): positive regulation of transcription by RNA polymerase II; negative regulation of transcription by RNA polymerase II
Molecular function (GO): RNA polymerase II cis-regulatory region sequence-specific DNA binding; DNA-binding transcription factor activity, RNA polymerase II-specific; zinc ion binding
Source: RefSeq, a predicted model, not a curated record